GCUUCUCGAGGACACUUAGUCAGGUCUGUGAUGUAAUAAUAAAGUUCUUUAUGACGUCAUGGCGAUGGUUGUGACAUCAUGGAGGGAAUCAAAUCAUCAUGAUGAUGUCACAGUGCUACAGCCAGCCAAUCACGAGGCAGUAUCGACCCCGCUACCCCCCCACCCCCAACCGCCCCCUGAUCUAACCCCCCAAACCCCAACAACACCGACUAAUGACGUCACAAUACCUGAUUGUUCAACGUCACGACCGACCGGAAAUACGUCAUCAACCAGCGAGAAGCCGCAGAUUGAAUGUGUGGUGUGUGGGGACAAAAGCAGUGGCAAACAUUAUGGCCAGUACACUUGCGAAGGGUGUAAAAGCUUCUUCAAACGAAGCGUACGAAGGAACCUUUCGUAUACAUGCAGAGGAAAUAGAAAUUGUCCAAUAGAUCAACAUCAUAGAAAUCAAUGCCAAUAUUGCCGACUGAAUAAGUGUGUGAAGAUCGGGAUGCGAAGGGAAGCUGUACAAAGGGGACGCAUGCCGCCCAGUCAACCCCAUACUACAGGCCAAUAUGCGAUAACCAACGGUGUUGAAAGCAACUUCGGUCCAGGGUAUAUGUCAGGCUAUAUAUCCAUGUUGUUAAGAGCCGAGCCUUACCCAACGUCGAGAUUUGCUUUGCAAUGUCCCGUCCCAAACCAAAUUAUGGGCAUCGACAAUAUUUGUGAACUAGCCGCUAGAUUGUUGUUUUCCGCCGUGGAAUGGGCGCGAAAUAUCCCGUUCUUCCCAGAGUUGCAGGUCACCGAUCAAGUAGCGAUGUUAAAAUGGGUCUGGAGCGAACUAUUUGUGUUGAAUGCAGCACAAAGUCACAUGCCUCUACACGUGGCACCUUUACUAGCAGCGGCUGGUUUGCACACUUCUAUGUCAGCUGACCGGGUGAUGACGUUCAUGGAUCAUAUUCGCAUCUUCCAAGAACAGGUUGAACGAUUAAAGUCGCUUCAUGUUGAUUCGGCCGAAUAUUCUUGUCUGAAAGCAAUUGUGCUUUUUACUGCAGAUUCCCAUGGAUUGAGUGAUAUGACACACAUAGAGAGCGUGCAAGAAAAGUCGCAAUGCGCUUUAGAAGAAUAUGUUCGUCACCAAUAUCCAAACCAACCAUCAAGGUUUGGAAAACUAUUACUUCGGUUGCCAUCGUUACGAACAGUUAGCGCGAGCGCGAUUGAACAGUUAUUCUUUGUUCGCCUUGUGGGGAAAACCCCCAUUGAGACACUAAUUCGAGAUAUGUUGCUGUCGGGGAGCUCAUACGGUUGGCCGUAUCACAUGACAUUGCAAUGACGUCACCAUUAGAUGGGAUGACGUCACCAAGAAUAUUCAUGACGUCUAAUGACGUUUGCUGUGAGAUUGUUGCAACCUAACUGGAUAAAGACGAAGUCGUAUUUCGGGAAUUCCCCUUAUGUUCCAAGCACGAUUAUGACGUAAUGAUCACGUGGUUUACCUCACACGAACGAAAUGUUGUUUCUAUGAAAGACACUGCCGGUAACUGUGCUAUGUCGUAAUAGGUGUCUAACAAUUGAAAGGAAUAAAAUUUCUUGACAAUA
Ciona intestinalis (vase tunicate) is the source of this 1572-nucleotide messenger RNA. The record is from RefSeq. NCBI's taxonomy places the organism in Eukaryota, Metazoa, Chordata, Ascidiacea, Phlebobranchia, Cionidae.